AUGUCGGAUGGUAGACAGCGACUUUCAGGUGCAGAAUAUAGGAAAAGAAAACGUGAAAAAGAAGCUGUAAUUAAAAAACAGUCUAAUUCUAUCAAAAAAUUUUUAACGGGUUCUUCCUCUUCAUUAAAUAUUUCAAAUGCUGUAGUUGUACAACCUAGUGAAGUUGUUGACUCUUUCUCAGUUAUAGAUGCCACUGUACCUUCUGAAACUACAGUAGCCAAAAGUUCAACAGAAAAUGUUAUCAGUACAGACCCUGCGGAAUGGCCUUUAAUUAUUAAUAACGACUUUAAAACAUUGUUGGUUGAAAAAGGCCCUCCUGCUCCGUUAAAUGCAAAUUUUGUAUUUCCUUCAGAUGAUCAAGGACGAAAAUUCACACAAUUUCAUUACAAACGAAGUAUGAGUAAUGGAGAAAAUGUCACAAGAACAUGGCUUGUAUACUCUAUUUCCAAUGACGUAAUAUUUUGUUUUUGCUGUAAACUAUUUGAUAAUUCAAACUCUAAGUUGGCUUUAGAAGGGUAUAAUGACUGGAGGCAUUGUACACAAAUGUUAAAAGGACAUGAAACAUCAAAAAAUCAUUUGACCGCAUAUAGUACAUGGUUAGAAUUGUCAUUGAGGUUAAAAAAAACAAAAACAAUUGAUGACGUAAACCAACGUAUUUUAGAAUCUGAGUGUAGGCAUUGGAAUGAAGUUUUACAACGUAUCAUGUCGGUAGUACAAUUUCUCGGUCAUCAAAAUUUAGCUUUUCGUGGAUCAUCUGAUCAGUUAUUCAAACAUAAUAAUGGAAAUUUUUUAAAAUUAAUUGAACUUAUGGCUAAGUAUGAUUCUGUGAUGGCUGAACAUGUAAGAAGAAUAAUUAAUAGUAAAAAAAAUAUAAGCCAUUAUUUAGGAAAAGAUAUUCAAAAUGAGAUGAUUAAUUUAUUAGCUCAGUCUAUUAAGUCUCGCAUAGUUACUAUGGUUAGCGAAGCGAAGUAUUAUAGUAUUAUACUAGAUUGUACUCCUGAUAUAAGUCACUCGGAGCUCAUGACUAUUAUUAUUCGUUUUGUGUCAAUUGAAGAUUCAAAAGUUACCAUACGUGAACAUUUUCUUGGUUUUAUUUCAGUUGAAAAUAGUACUGGAGAAAAUCUAUGCGAUGUACUUUUAAAUAUAUUACGUGAGCUGAAUAUACCUUUGAGUAAUAUGCGAGGACAAGGAUAUGACAAUGGAGCCAAUAUGAAAGGUGUGCACUCCGGAGUCCAACGGCACAUUCGAAAUAUUAAUCCACGUGCAUUUUUUGUUCCUUGUAGUGCGCAUUCCUUAAAUCUUGUUGUAAAUGAUGCCGCAAAAUCUUCAAAAGAAGCUGUAGCGUUUUUUGAUAUAAUUCAAAAAGUAUUCAACUUUUUUUCUGCCUCAACUAUUCGUUGGCAAAUUCUUUUAAAACAUGUUAAAGAACUAACACUCAAACCAUUAAGUCAAACCCGGUGGGAAAGUCGAAUAGACGCACUUAAACCGUUUCGAAAUUACAUAGGUGAAAUUUAUGAUGCUUUGUUUGAAAUAUCAGAAAAUAUAAAUUUAGAUCCGAUGGUAAAACAUGAAGCUGAAUGUUUAUGUAAUCUUAUUAAAACAUUUAAAUUUAUUUGUUCUGUUGUCAUUUGGUACGACAUACUUAAUCAUAUAAAUCCAGUUAAUAAAUUAAUGCAAAAACCAAAUUUUGACAUAUCUUUAGCUUUGGGCAUUUUAGAAACUUUAUUGAAACAUUUAAAUGAACUGAGAUCUGAAGAAUCUUUUGAGAAAAUGAUUAUAGAUUCAACAGCACUUGCGACGGAAAUGGGAGUAGAGUCUGUUUUUGAGAACUCACGGGACUUACAAAUUCUUCUUACCGAUGGUGAUUCAACAGAUAUCAAUGGAAUUGAAAUGGCCCAUGAAUUAAAGUCAGUAUCAGCUAUGGUUGAUGAUAACUUAACACCUUAUGAACUCUUAACAUUUGUGAUAAAUGCAGGUGACUUUGCACCAAACCUAUCCAUUGCCUUACGAAUUUUGAUAACAUUACCAGUAUCAGUGGCAACUGGUGAAAGAAGUUUUUCGAAAUUGAAACUUAUCAAAACAUACUUACGCUCAACAAUGAAAAACGAACGACUUUGUGGUCUAGCCAUGAUCUCAAUUGAACACGAAGUUGGUCAAGAAUUAACAGAGAAAAACCGAUUAAUUGAUGCAACGUGUUAUUUGGCCAAACAAGAGUUUCCGUUUCGUGGACACGAUGAACAAAUAACUUCCACAAAUCGGGGUAAUUACGUAGAAUUAAUUAAUUUGAUGGGGACACUUGAUCUCAAAUUAAGCGGACACCUUUCGACUGCCACUGUUUUUUCUGGACUUUCUGGAGAUAUACAAAACGAUCUUAUACAAUCAAUUUCUAAUGUUCUAAUGAAAAAAAUUGCAUUAGAAAUAAAAAAUGUUGAUUUUGUUUCUAUAAUUAUGGAUGAAACCACCGACGUCGUUUCGAAAUCUCAAUUAUCAAUAAUUUUUCGAUAUAUGACAUAUGAAGAGGUACAGGAAAGAUUUUUGACGUCAGUCAAGAUCGAUCUGCCAAAUGCUUAG
Messenger RNA from Rhopalosiphum maidis (corn leaf aphid), 2571 nucleotides. RefSeq names its product zinc finger MYM-type protein 1-like. The coding region runs from base 1 to 2571 and encodes 856 amino acids. The record is from RefSeq and is a predicted model, not a curated record. The transcript is spliced from 3 exons. NCBI's taxonomy places the organism in Eukaryota, Metazoa, Arthropoda, Insecta, Hemiptera, Aphididae. Gene Ontology annotation, molecular function: protein dimerization activity.